AUGACGACAGCCUUCUUGGACCGCGAGAAGGCCUACAAAGAGUGGGAGGGAUUGCUCAAGCGUGCAACUUCGCCUGAGGAAUCUGAAAAGAUUGCCACAGCAAACCAGCUCAACUCGCCCCUACUUCGUCUACCUGGCGAGAUCCGCAAUCACAUCUACACAUACACAGUCACAUCACGUCAGCGUCGCGUGCUCACUUCCAAAGAAGCUCGCGGGAUCACCCUAAAGAACCAGGUCAACUCACCUCUCUUGCGGCUGCCAGGAGAGAUACGCAACAAGAUCUACGCGUACGCGUGUUCCCGCACUCAGGCCGUCUUCAACAACAGUCCUCGAGCCCGCAAGUCCACAGCCAUCAUAUCCACCUGUUCUCAGAUGCGCCAUGAAGCCCACGCCAUCUUCUUCACGCAUGUGACUCUCGAUUUGAGGGCGCUCCUGUUCUCGGAGUUCCCACAGACGCUUCCACACGCGGACUUCCGGCUCGUCACUUCCAUCCAUCUACGAUCGCAGCGGAUUACAAGGCUCCUACGGGAGGAUGAGCAGUUUGUAGCGGAACGACAGGGAGCUAAACUCUUCCCGGAAUUGGAGCGAGUGUAUGUCGCUGGUUGGAGUAAAUCGCGCAUGCCAAAGGAUAGUUUGGGGGUUGACGCGCUACGAACUUGGGCGGGAAAUGCGGACUUGCAAGUGGCCCCCAGCUCAGCGUUCUAG
Messenger RNA from Alternaria incomplexa, 705 nucleotides. RefSeq lists its product as uncharacterized. The coding region runs from base 1 to 705 and encodes 234 amino acids. The record is from RefSeq and is a predicted model, not a curated record. NCBI's taxonomy places the organism in Eukaryota, Fungi, Ascomycota, Dothideomycetes, Pleosporales, Pleosporaceae. The transcript has 4 exons.